Messenger RNA from Exaiptasia diaphana, 2231 nucleotides. Its product is annotated as mitochondrial coenzyme A transporter SLC25A42. Gene Ontology annotation, cellular component: mitochondrial inner membrane. The record is from RefSeq and is a predicted model, not a curated record. Gene Ontology annotation, biological process: transmembrane transport. Bases 109 to 1143 code for a protein of 344 amino acids. The transcript is spliced from 5 exons. Lineage: Eukaryota; Metazoa; Cnidaria; Anthozoa; Actiniaria; Aiptasiidae.
GGAUUCCAUUGCACAACAUGGCGUCUAGAGRAACGUGCAAUCGUAUAUGUCGGGUGUCUUUAGCAAAAUAGAAGCUAGCUUUUGGUCGAAUCCACUUUGAACUUUCAUAUGGUGAAAGCUACGAAUCAAGAAGGUGUUUUGAAUGGAGAUAUUGAGCAACAUGGUAACAUCGCCCACGGGGAAUGGUAUUUGAAAACUGGUUCUUCACGAUCAAGUCGAGGUUCAACAAAACACCACCUCCACAAUGAUAACAUUCCGGGUGCAAUGGAUAUACUCACGUCCCUUACAUCAGGUGCCAUCGCAGGCGCUCUUGCAAAGACUGCGAUUGCGCCGCUAGACAGAACGAAAAUUAUCUUUCAAACUUCAAAUACAAGAUUUACAUUGAAGGGUGUUGCAAGAGUUCUCUCAGAUACCUAUAAAAAUAAUGGUUUUACUGGGUUAUUUCGUGGUAAUAGUGCGACAAUGGCAAGGGUCAUUCCUUAUGCAUCAAUUCAAUUCUCUUCUCAUGAACAGUAUAAGAAAAUUCUGAGAAAUGGCGAUGAUAAAGGGCCUUUACCUCCCUUGCGCCGGUUUAUGGCAGGGUCAUUGGCUGGCAUAACUGCAGCAUUGUUGACCUAUCCACUUGAUAUGGUUCGUGCAAGAUUAGCAAUUACACAGAAGAAAAAAUAUACUGGUCUUGUAAAUGCAUUUAUCAGAAUAUAUGAAGAAGAYGGUAUCUUAACCUUCUACAGAGGCUAUGUACCUACAUUGAUAGGGAUUGUACCAUAUGCAGGCAUAAGUUUUUUCACCUAUGAAACAUGUAAAAAAAUGUACGGCGAAUAUUUUCUCGAUGGUAGYAUAACACCACUGCAUAGACUGGCCUUUGGUGCUUGUGCUGGCUUGUUUGGACAAUCUCUCACAUAUCCACUUGACAUUGUCCGACGACGCAUGCAAGCAGAUGGAAUGUAUGGGGAACGGCGUAAAGAGUAUGCUCAUAUAUGGACCACAGCCAAAUAUGUUUAUAAGACAGAGGGGUUGAAGAAAGGACUUUACAAGGGGUUYAGCAUGAACUGGGUCAAGGGGCCCAUUGCAGUUGGAAUUAGUUUUACCGUAUUUGACUUGAUGCAGGCAUUUUUUGAUCACCAUGUUCUGGACAAGACAUAGCUGGCUUUUGUAUUUUAGGUUACUUUUAAGUUACUGAUUGCCAGCUGUCAAUCUUAAUCCACAAUACACUCAUGAAUUCCACAUUGAUGAAUUAAUUUUUUAGAAUAGCUAAAUUUGAUUGACAGCUGUCAACAUUGUUAUCUUCUAUUAUGUAUGACAUUUUURGCACAUAUGUAUCACUUAUAACUCUGGAGAAUAAUAGUUUUUUUCUGUCUAGAUUUGAAUAAUUUUUUUAUGCUAUGUAUAAUUUGCUGUACUCUGACGUUUUACCACAAAAUCGUAUGGCCAUUAGAGCUUUAACUAUGACUAUGAAACAAAAGUCUACAUAMUUACUYCCUAAUAGUUCUUGUUUAGUGACUAUUCAUGACUAUCAUUCAACUGGAACAUUCUAUAUYCWCUUGGGAAACCYAAUACAAAYGAAACUAUAKCUCAUUAAAACUGUUCCAGUUGAGUGAUAGCAACGCAUAGUCACUAAAUAAGAACUAUUAGAUAGUAACUAUUUAGAUUUUAUUUUGUGGACAUAGUCUAGUGUAAGCACUCUAGUUCACAUUCUAGUUCAUAUUCAUAUCUUCUCAUUUUAGCAUUUUUGGUAAGGCUUGUAACUUCUAACAACAUGUGAUGUACAAUGGCAUCCAAUGAAAUUGUUGUGUCAUUAUCACACCCCCUGGAUUGAAAAUAGAACCACAUGGCAAACRGUAGUAUCAAAUGUAGGAUAUUAAAAUUGAUGCCCUACUUGUCUGCUUCACUCGCUCAUACUACUCAUGGCAUAUCAAAUCAAAUCCUAAUGAUAAAACUUGCAUCUGGGAACAUUCAUGUCAUAUCUAUUUAUUGACCUCAAAGUAUAUACUAGUUACUUUUACUCMUGAAAAUAAGACGUUUUUGAAAGUGAGAAAUAUACUUGUUUCAUAGUUGAUUAUAUCAGAUUAUUAUUAUGGAUAUGUUAACAAUGUUAUUAUCAUUAUUAUAUUUGUAGUAACCAUAGUUUUGCACACAAGUUCCAUGUAUUUUAGAACAUCUAUCAACUAGAAAAAAUGUAUUCUAUGUAAAGAUGAUGCAUCUUAAAUUGAAAAUAUUGUUAUUUUAAAGUA